CUUAAGUAGCUAGCUUAGCACAUCUGCCGCGCUGUUUUUAAUGUUUAUGUAGUUGUCCUCUGGGCGUUAAAUAGCACGGCUGUCUGCAGUCCAGGUGACAACUACCAACAAUGGGACUUUUUGCGCAUGUCAUAAGGAACGUUUUGGGGAAAAUCCAUGGAGUUUUUCUAAAAGUUAUCUUGUUUCCGAGCUCAUUUGGAAGACGGACCGGCCCGCUGCCCGCCUCCUCGGAGGUGCUCACGUGCCACUUGCUGCAGAGGAGACUUCCGGCGUGGACGUCAUUCUGUAUCCGGUACAGCGCGGUCCUCAACGACCAGUUCGGACUGUCCAACUUCAACUGGAACGCUGGGGACUUGAACUACCACAUUCUGCGUACGGGCUGCUUCCCCUUCAUAAAGUACCACUGCACCAAAGCGCCGCCACAGGACCUCCACUUUCACAACAACUUUUUCACAGUGCUGAAACUCAUUAAUUUGGGCAUCCCCUGUUUAGCCUAUGGCAUCGGAUGCUGGAUGGUGAUUGGUGCUGCAGAAACAGUGCAGACGAGUGCUGGACCUGUUACAGUCUAUUUUGCUUACAAGGAGGAAGAAGGUGCACAGUAUUAGUCCAGG
Thalassophryne amazonica is the source of this 611-nucleotide messenger RNA. RefSeq names its product chromosome 8 C15orf61 homolog (gene c8h15orf61). The coding region runs from base 111 to 605 and encodes 164 amino acids. The transcript has 2 exons. The record is from RefSeq and is a predicted model, not a curated record. NCBI's taxonomy places the organism in Eukaryota, Metazoa, Chordata, Actinopteri, Batrachoidiformes, Batrachoididae.